AUGGCGUCUCAUGAUGGCUUUGUCUCUACAGUUUUGUGGGCAAUCUUUGUCAUUCAAGUAAUGGAAUUCGGUCAUUCCAAAAUUUCGACCAAUGUAAGUUGUAUUGGUGUAGAGAGGGAAGCUCUUCUGAAGUUCAAGCAUGGUCUCACCGAUCCUUCGAGACUCUUAUCGUCGUGGACAGGAGAGGAAUGUUGCGAGUGGGCAGGAGUCGAAUGCAACAAGAAGACCGGUCAUGUCUUGAAGCUCGAUCUUCAUAAUCCAUGUACUAAAGAUAUCUAUAUUGACAUCUUCAUACCUUCGGAUAUGUGCAGGCUGGGAGGUAACAUAGUUCCUUCUUUAACUGAACUGAAGUAUCUGAAGUAUCUAGACCUCAGUCUCAACAACUUUUCAACCCAAAAAAUCCCAAUGUUCUUUGCUACUCUUCAGAAACUGGAGUAUCUUAACCUCUCAAAUGCAGGCUUCGAUGGAGAUAUUCCUAAGCAGCUCAAUAACCUUUCCAAGUUACAGUACUUGGAUCUUAGUACUGACUCCCUUUUGGAUUAUUUAACCUCGAACGACCUUGAUUGGGUGUCGAAAUUAUCUUCCUUGAAAUACUUGCACAUGUCCGGUGUUGGCCUUUCGAACGCCAAAGAUUGGUUCGGUUCCAUUAACAUGCUUUCAUCUUUGCAAUCUUUAGGAUUGAGCAAUUGUCAUUUGCAUGAUAUUUCUAGCUCUUUGCAGGCCAAUUUCACCUCCCUUAGAUUCCUUGAUAUAAGUUAUAAUUAUAUAAAUUCUUCUAUCCCGCCAUGGAUCUAUAACUUGAGCAAGCUAGAACAUAUUGAUUUGUCUUCCACCCUUCUUUCUGAAAGCCCUUUUCCCUUGGCAAUCAUUGAGAAUAAUCAAAGGCUUGCCUUCUUUGAUAUGUCUCAAGAUUCACUACAAGGUGGAUUUCCAAAAAACUUUAGCAGUCUUUGCAAAUUGCAAGUGGUACGAUUAAGCAUGAACUACUUCAGUGGGAAUAUCUCCGGCAUUUUAGGUGGUCCCCUCGGUUGCGUACAAAGUAAGUGGAAGAUCUUUGAUGUUUCCUUCAAUGAUUUUAGUGGUGACCUACCAAAUCAAUUCGGAGAAUUCAAGGAACUAGAGCGCCUUGAUCUUUCAUCAAACUUGAUUUCUGGUUCUAUUCCUGCCAAUUUGGUGGAGCUUGCAUCUCUAAGAGAGUUGGAUCUGAGCUAUAACAAAGUAAGCGGGACCAUUCCAGAGAGUAUUGGGCGACUAUCGAAUCUAAAGCUGCUCUAUCUUGAGCACAAUUUUUUGCAUGGAGUUAUAAGCGAACUUCACUUUGAAUAUCUCAAAAGCUUGACUGGCUUAGACAUUUCGUCCAACGAGCUCGUAUUAAAUGUGAGCUCUACAUGGGUUCCACCAUUCCAAGUUCGCGGGAUAGAUUUGUCAGAUUGUAAAGUGGGACCCGAAUUUCCAAAAUGGCUUCAAACACAGAGGAACAUUACCUGGAUGACGAUGUCAAACGUGAGCAUCUCAGAUAGCAUUCCUGAUUGGCUCUUCGACUUCUCCUCUAACAUUGAAUUUGUGAAUAUUGCAAGUAACAUGCUUGGAGGCCAACUUCCCCAAGAUAUUGGAGACAAGAUGCCACGGUUAACAGUAUUGAUACUUCGAGGUAAUAAUAUCACUGGUGGCAUUCCAAAUUCUUUGUGUAAGUUGAAUAAGUUGUCUGUAAUUAAUCUCUCAAUGAACCAACUGUCUGGGAGACUUCCUCGAUGUUGGGGAGCAUCGCCGACAGUGGCAUAUAUGUUUGGAGAUAACAAGUUAAAUGGUCAGAUUCCGAAAUCUUUGUGCCAUAUCCAGCAAUUAUCGCUGCUUAGCCUACAGAGGAAUGGCUUUAGUGGAGUAAUCCCAAGCUGCUUGUCAAAUCUACCUAUAGUGUUCCUAGAUCUCAGCGACAAUGAAUUCACAGGUAGGUUACCUCCAUUUGGGAAACAUUCUCAAUCACUCACAGUGAUCAAUUUGGAGAAAAAUCACCUUGUUGGAGGCAUUCCUCCACAAUUUUGCCAACUUCACAAUCUCCAAUUCUUGAGCCUAGCACAGAAUAAUAUUUCUGGACCCAUUCCCAAUUGUAUCGACGGGUUCUUGUCUAUGGUUGAUUAUGCCCGUCAUUUUGGGGGUUGGCCGAUGCCUAUUGUCGUCAAUGUCAUGGUUGACACAAAGGGAACUCGCCAAAUGUAUAGUGAUACGCUUGUAUACUUCUGCUCAAUCGAUCUUUCGGCGAACAUGUUGGAUGGGCAGAUACCAGAAGAGUUCACUAGGCUCGUCGAACUUAAAAAUCUGAACCUCUCUCAAAAUAAUAUGAGUGGACAGAUCCCCUCAAAUGUCGGUGACUUAAAAAAUUUGGAAUCUCUUGAUCUUUCCAGAAAUAAACUGUCAGGUACCAUCCCUCCGGGCAUAUCCAACAUGGAUUUCCUUAGUCAUCUAAAUCUGUCCUUCAAUAGACUCUCCGGCCCUAUUCCGUCCGGCAACCAUCUACACACUGUGGACGAUGAAUCUGUUUAUCGCGGCAACGACGGACUUUGUGGAGCUCCUCUUCCGAAGAUUUGUCCCGGAGAUGAGCCAUCCGGUAGUGAUGGGCGUGACGGUGCUAAUUCCAGUGAAGGUAAGCCGAGCGAAUGCGAUUUGGACAACCACAAUUGGUUCUAUGCAGGAUUGGGACCUGGGUUUACGAUGGGAUUUUUGGGAUUAUGUGGCACCUUGCACUUCAAGCGAUCUUGGAGGGUCUCUUACUUUCGAGCGAUGGACAGGGCCAUCGAGAAAUUCUUAAUGACAAUGAUGAUCGCCAUGCUUUGGUUCAAGAGAACAUUUGUACGACGCGAGUAG
Molecule: messenger RNA, 2862 nt
Organism: Syzygium oleosum
Lineage: Eukaryota; Viridiplantae; Streptophyta; Magnoliopsida; Myrtales; Myrtaceae
Product: receptor-like protein EIX2
Exons: 1
Coding region: 1-2862 (953 amino acids)
Molecular function (GO): protein binding
Source: RefSeq, a predicted model, not a curated record